AUGCCCCUCCUCGACCUCCCCGUAGAGCUCCUCCACGACAUCUUCACCCUCGCCUGCACCGACGGCGGCCCCACCGGCUGCGCCCUCUCCCUCGUCUCGCGGCCCGUCCACGCCCUCGCGCGCGCCGCCCGCUUCCACUCCGUCGUCCUCGUCCCCGCGACGCCCUUCCGGGUGAACCGCCUGCGCGCCCAACUCGCGCGCGACUGCGCGGCGGACGCGUACGUCCCCAGGCUCCGGCACCUCUGCAUGAGCGUCGUCGAGGGCUCGGGGCGCUUCUGGCCUGCGGAUGCAGACACAGAGCCUUCCGCGGCGGCGACGGCGGUGGAGCCCAACCGGGACGGGCGCAAGAGCAGGCCGGCGCACAAGGAGGACAAGGAUAAUUUGAAGGACUGCGCGCGCGCCGGGACGGCGUUCCGGGACGCGCGGACGUACACGCAGAGCGUGUCCGCGCUGCUCCAGCUCGCGGCGCCCGACCUCGAGACGCUCACAUUCGUGCACUGCCACGGCUGGGUCGACGUCGCGAGCAUGUACGGCGUCGAGUGCGCGCGGUUUCCGGCGCUGCGCGAGCUCUCGCUCGUCGGGAGCUACCCGUUCGUCGAGGUGCCGCGAACGCGCGGGGACUACAGCGCGAGAGCACGACCGGACGACGCGCGGGACGCAGAACAGGAAGAAGACGGUGAUGGCGUCGAGGAACAGGGGACGGCGAUGCCCCGCCUCGAGAGGCUGCACCUCGCGUUCCCGUGGGCGCACAUCGCCGGGAUGGAGCUCCUCCCGUGGCUCGCGCGCGCGCCGCGCCUCAGCCACCUCCGCUCUCGAACGUGUACCGCAUCCCGGACGGGCUUCGCCAGGUCCUGGUGCGUGCGCUCCACAUUCUCCCUGCCCCGCGACGUCGCGCGUGCUCAUUACCGUCCACAUCGAUCCCCGAACCUCGUCCCGCCCGUCGACCUCCGCAGGCGCACGCGACGCCUCGCCGCCGCUCGGGUUCCCGAAGCUGGACAGCGUGCGGCUGCAGCCGCGCGCCGCGCGCCAGGCGCUCAACGGCCGCUUCCCGCGCGCGACCCGGCAGCACCAGCGCGUCACGCAGGCGCUGGACGCGCUCUGCGCCGCCGCCGCGCGCCCGGUCGUGCGCGUCCGCCCGACACGCGGUUGUGGGACGCGAACUGGGAGGAGGUCGCGCGAAGGGAGUGGCUCGAUAGGCUCGAUGGGGGCCCGGGUGCUGGUGAGGCACAGGCCCGCGCCUACAUGGGAUGA
Molecule: messenger RNA, 1251 nt
Organism: Epithele typhae
Lineage: Eukaryota; Fungi; Basidiomycota; Agaricomycetes; Polyporales; Epitheliaceae
Exons: 1
Coding region: 1-1251 (416 amino acids)
Source: RefSeq, a predicted model, not a curated record